CCAAGCUCGCUGCCUUCUUGCCACUGCAACAACAUGUUCACCCGCACCGCUCUCCGUACCAUUGCCCCCCGUGGCGCUCGCUUCGUCUCGACGGCCGUCGGCCGCCAGACUCCUGCGGCCACCGCUGUCGCUGCCUCUUCCUCGUCGGCCGCUCCCAUCAGCACUACGGCCGGCGUGAGCCCUGCCAACCCCGGCCCGGUGUCUUCGCACAUUACGAACCAUGACGGCCGUCUCAAGUCUGCCAACCGACACUUUCAUGCCAAUGCGUCCGAGUCAUCGGCGGGCCUCAACGAGCCAAUGGGGGAGCCAAAGGUCCUGGAUAGGAACCUCCUCCGUAUGCGAAACGCAAAGGACCUCGCCGGGCUCCACUAGAGCCUUUUCCGCCCUCGCUGUACUUGUAUCAUAGUCGCCUUCCCAUCGUCUCUCUUUCCUUCUUCAGACCCUUUCUUCUCCAAUACAGCCACACAAGCGGUUGAAGAAAUAAAGACAGAGCUAAACAAGAUGUAAAGAAUUCAAGAUUGUUAUCUCUUUUCAUCAAGGACCCCAGUCCCAGAGCCAUUCAUC
This is a messenger RNA of Acaromyces ingoldii, 564 nucleotides long. RefSeq lists its product as hypothetical. The transcript has 2 exons. Bases 34 to 372 code for a protein of 112 amino acids. Lineage: Eukaryota; Fungi; Basidiomycota; Exobasidiomycetes; Exobasidiales; Cryptobasidiaceae. The record is from RefSeq and is a predicted model, not a curated record.